This is a messenger RNA of Colletotrichum destructivum, 690 nucleotides long. RefSeq lists its product as uncharacterized. Lineage: Eukaryota; Fungi; Ascomycota; Sordariomycetes; Glomerellales; Glomerellaceae. The record is from RefSeq and is a predicted model, not a curated record. The transcript has a single exon. Bases 1 to 690 code for a protein of 229 amino acids.
AUGGCUUCUGAGGAGCCUGCACUUAUAACGGACCCCAGUCAAAUCGAGGAAUUUGGCCUCGCACGCGGGCUCUCCAACCUCUCCGUGGAUAUUUCGGACCCCAGACCACCUUCGCUACCCUUAACACGACACAUCAAGCUGGUUCUCCUCCAGCCUCUCGCCAAGCCCGCGAUGUUGGCGGCCUGCCGCAACCCUUCCUCGGCACUCACCUCGAUGACUGUCUCCUCCGGCGACGGCACGUAUUCCACAGCCCCGGGCAACGAGUACCUCAACCUCAGGGUUCUCGACAAAGCGUGGCGUAAGGCCGUCGGCGCGGUCCUACCCGUGUCAUUCAUCACCUUUGACCUGAGCCUUCCGCAGCCGUCACCCGGCAGCGAGGCAGAAGAGGGGGACGGCUCGGUCCAGAGGGUCUACUGGGACGUUUCUCCUCCAACCAACGUCAAGGCCAUCUGCAUCCCCGUUCGGGACGUUUUGCGGCUAGUCAACACCAUCGCCACCACAGCGCGUAUGCGGACGCGCGAAGACUUGGGGUUCGACGUCGUGUACGAGAACGGGGACCUCGCACCAUCGAAUGCCAUCACGUUGUUGCGCAAAAAUCUUGGAGCCAUCGCCGAGGCACGGCGCCCAGGCGAAUCGGGUGGGCAGCAGGGCGAGGGGAGUCACACAGCGUCGCCUGGGACUGCGGCGUGA